Symbiodinium pilosum is the source of this 1485-nucleotide messenger RNA. NCBI's taxonomy places the organism in Eukaryota, Dinophyceae, Suessiales, Symbiodiniaceae. The record is from the annotation of a GenBank genome assembly.
AUGGCUGCCUACCGCAGCCAGGAUCAGAAUGGCAAGCAUGACCUGAUCAUGAAGUACCAGGAAAAGGGUGGAAUUCGCAACCUGGGCUGGGUGGCGACUUACUUGGAGUCCAGUGAGACCCUCAACCAGGAGAAGGCCACCAACAAGAAGGGCUUCGUGACCAGGGAUGCCAUUUUGAGUUUGAAUGGCUUCAGUGUUGGCGUGAACCUCUCCACCUACUACUACAUCCACAGCGAGGUGCAGGAUGAGGUCACCGCUGGCAAGAGGACCAUUUUCCAGCAGGCAACUGACCUGAAGCAGGCAGGGCUGCAGAAGAUGCUGGAGGAAGGGUCCAUGGGCCAGGUGGAGAUUAAGAUCGAGAACCCCGAGAAGGUGGAGGCGAAGAACCAGGCCAAGGUCCUGAAGUCUGGCCAGGACAGACUUGAGAAGGAGAUUGGUCUCCUCAAGAACUUGCUCUGCCAUGGGGAGGAGCUCCAGAAGAAGCAGCCUGAGCUGGAGAAGAUUGUCAGCGAGGGCCAGAAGCACCUGCAGGAGGUGCAGACCUUUGUGGAGGUAGUUCGCAAGAAGCUGUCCAUUGUCAGUGGCAUGGACAAGGGCACCCAUGAUGGUGAGGACUGGCAGAAGAUGCUGGAUGACCUCAAGCAGCACUGUGCUUUCGCCGCAGUUCAUUUGGAGGGGAUGAAGUCCUUUCGUGUGAGCAUUUUCAGUGAUGCUAUUCAUGCAAAUGCAGACCAUGUGGCUGACCUCAAUGUGGCAGAUGACAAAAAUGUACAUCGCAACUUGUUGAGGAAGAUGGCCAAGAAGGUGAAAUGGCCAAAGCCAUAUACAGCCAAGAUUGCCAUGUACGACCUAGAGACACAAACUACAUCAAGGAAGUCCCUGGCCAUCAUGUUGCCGCAUGAAUUGCAAUGGGCUGUAUUGAAAUGGAAUCAAGGCCUUGAUGCAAGGGGCAGGCUUUUGAACUGGCAAAGCAUCAGAGCAGAUGUGAGGCAGAGGGUGGCCUCCUCAGUGGAGACCCUGAGAUUGAACCCAGAAGCUUUAAUGAUUUGGGGCCUCUGGAUCGAUGGUGUGCCAGUGAAGUACGACAGAUCUGAAAGUCUAGUGAUGUUUUCCUUGAACCUGCCUCAUCUCAACCAGACAGCUGCAUCCACAAUGAGAUUUCCAGUGACAUGCGUCAAUAAGAUUUUUGCCAGCAAGGAUGGGCAAACCGUGCAUGACAUUAUGGCUGUGAUGCAGUGGUCCUUUCAUUGUAUGGUCUUGCUCUUUGAGUGCAGAGUGGAGGGGGCACCCAUGGACAAGUUUCGAGCUGCAGCAACAUAUCCUGCAGAAAAAGAGCAGCGAGUUGCAAGUGUUUGGAGAGACAUCAAGCAGUGGUAUGUCCAGAACCAAGUUGCCAACCAGUUUAAACCGAAGUUCCACCUCUGGCAACACCUCUGCGAGUCCACAGAGAGUGCACCCAGCCUCUACUGGACCUACGAUGACGAG